Tarenaya hassleriana is the source of this 3646-nucleotide messenger RNA. Its product is annotated as flowering time control protein FPA-like. Bases 225 to 2990 code for a protein of 921 amino acids. NCBI's taxonomy places the organism in Eukaryota, Viridiplantae, Streptophyta, Magnoliopsida, Brassicales, Cleomaceae. Gene Ontology annotation, molecular function: RNA binding. The record is from RefSeq and is a predicted model, not a curated record. The transcript is spliced from 5 exons.
UGCGAUUGGGACUUUUGCUUUUCUCUCUGGUCUAGGGUUUUCCUCUCUGUAGAUAGGAUUUUAGUCGCACAUAUAUUUCUCUGGAUCUUCGUCUCCGAAGCGAUCUCUAGUUCAAUCGCCCCAAAUCUUCUCUCGAUCUCGCAAUCUCAGGUAAUCUUUCUUGGGAGAAUCCAAUUUUCGAACCCUAGGAUUGGCUGGCAGUCGGUGGAUCCAGAAGUUUGACGAUGGCUCCAGUGAUGAAGACCAUCAGAGCGCGUGAACAGGUCGAUUCGACGUUCACAUCGAACAAUCUGUGGGUCGGUAGCUUAUCGACAGAUACAACGGAAUCCGAUCUUGCCGAGUUGUUCGGGAGAUUCGGAGACCUCGACAGGAUCACGGCGUAUUCUUCUCGAAGCUUCGCUUUCAUCUACUUCAGGCGCGUGGAGGAUGCGGUGGCGGCGAAGGAGACUCUUCAGGGGACAAACUUGAACGGCAGCCAGAUUAAGAUCGAAUACGCGCGACCGGCAAAACCUUGUAAGAGUCUUUGGGUGGGUGGAAUCAACCCGGCUGUCUCCAAAGAUGACCUGGAGAUGGAGUUCAUGAAAUUUGGGAAGAUCGAGGAUUUUAGAUUUCUUAGGGAGCGAAGGACGGCUUUCAUCGAUUUCUUUGAGUUGGAAGAUGCAGUGGAGGCCGCAAAGAGCAUGAAUGGCAAACGAAUAGGCGGUAGCUAUUUACGAGUUGAUUUCCUCCGUUCACAAGCGCCACGUAGAGAACAAUGGUCUGGCUCUUAUGAUAGCAGGGAUGGCAGCUUGAACGCUAAACAGACGUAUCCUCAUUCUUUUGGAGAUGCCAAAGGAGAUGGCCAACCAAGUAAUGUCCUGUGGAUUGGUUACCCUCCUUCUGUUCAGAUAGAUGAACAAAUGCUCCACAAUGCCAUGAUACUUUUUGGUGAGAUCGAGAGAAUUAAAAGUUUCCCCUCAAGGCAUUUUUCGCUUGUGGAAUUUAGGAGUGCAGAGGAAGCUCGUCAUGCUAAGGAAGGACUGCAGGGAAGAUUAUUUAAUGAUCCAAGAAUCACAAUUACAUACUCAAACAGUGACCUUCCUCCUGGGCAAGAUGAUACUGGAUUUUAUUCUGGGGUCAAACGAUCAAGGCCAGAGAUGUUUGUCAAUGACCCAUCGUUUGUAUCUUCGUCAAUGGAUUAUGGUCGUGGCUCUAGCGGAAUUCUUGGGCCUAUGAGACCCUUGCGAGGUAGCAUGGAGCGUCGUCCUCAAGCUGGUGCAGAAUACAUUGAUGUGGUCGGUAAGGAGGCUAGAUGGAGAAGGCCAUCUCCUCCUGGAGCUGGAAUACUCCCAUCUCCUGCUCAAGGUAUGAGGCCAACCCCUGGUUCUUGGGAAGGAUAUGAUCCUGCUCAGUUGGAUAGAGAAACAAAACGGACCCGGAGAGACGGCUCAGUGGACACAUUUCCUCCGGUGGGAUUAGACCAUCGUGUAACAGGUGUGGACAGGUCAUAUGGGUCUGAUCCAGUUUCUGCAAGACCAGGUCAAGGUUUUCCCAAUUCUGACUACAUUUGGAGGGGAAUUAUUGCUAAGGGUGGAACCCCUGUUUGUCAAGCUCGUUGUGUACCUAUCGGGAAAGGGAUUGAGACUGAACUCCCUGAGGUCAUCAAUUGUUCAGCAAGAACUGGGUUGGAUAUGCUCGCCAAACAUUACGCUGAGGCCAUUGGGUUUGACAUCGUUUUCUUCUUACCGGACAGCGAAGACGAUUUUGCUUCUUACACUGAAUUUUUGCGCUACCUUGGUUCGAAGAAUCGAGCUGGUGUUGCCAAGUUAGAUGAUGGAACCACUUUAUUCCUAGUACCUCCAUCAGAUUUCUUGACAACUGUACUCAAAGUUUCAGGUCCAGAGAGGCUUUAUGGUGUAGUUCUCAAAUUGCCUCCACCACCAGCUCCUGUUACUGCAACCUAUAGACAAGAAUCCCAACCCGUUCCUCCGCGUUAUAUGGAUCAACCACGGGAUUCACCUGUCGACCUCAGUCACAGUUUAUAUCCCUCUAGGGAAGAUCAAGCCCUGCCUUUGGCUUACAGCAGAGGUCUCCAGGAGGAGUUGAAGCCACCUGCACAAACUUUGGUUGCCCCUACUAGUGGUGAGCCUACUGGGGAUCAAUCCGGAUCUAAGGCUGGGGUUACUUUAACACCAGAGCUCAUAGCCACUCUGGCAACUUUGCUGCCGGCAACUUCCCAACCUGCUGCCCCCGAAACCCACCAGCCUAUUUCAGGCAUUUCGACUGUAGUUUCCACAAAUGCUCAAUCCAUUGGCAUGUUUAGUACAGGAACUCCGUUGCAGGGUUGGAAGCAAGAGCAACAGACAGUCGCUGAACCAGCAAACCAAUCGUUCCAACAAUUUGGCAAUCAGUACAAUCCAGCUGGGCAACUUCCCCCUCCACCUCCCAUGCGUUACCCGCCUGCUUCGAGCACACCCACCUACUCUGGUGGAAUGAUGCAUGGUGGCAUGCAAUUCCAAGGCCCUCCUCCUGUAAGCAUGCCUCAGCAGGCUUUGCUACCGAGUAUGCCUAUGAAUAAUUAUGCUAUGUAUCCUCAGAAUUCGCAAUAUGCUGUUUCUCAACCCACCACACAACAAUAUCAGCCAGAAGCUUCAGUGCCUAACCAAAACUAUGGAGCUGUUCCUGGAGUUGAAGCUCCUGGAUUGCAUGGGUAUCCGGCUUAUCAACAAACUAACUAUGCUGGUGUAACAUCUAAUCAGGCACAUACUGCUAACUUUUCGCAACCUCAAGUUUCCAUGCCAUCAUCAGCUGAUAAGGCAAACAUAGAGCAACCUGGCCAAGCACAGCAACACCAGUCCGCACUUCCUGGAAUCGGUCAGGGUUCAGCAGAUGGGGAGGUCGAUAAGAACCAGCGUUACCAAUCAACACUUCAGUUUGCAGCUAACCUUCUUCUACAGAUACAGCAGCAACAGCAACGACAAUCAGAUGCUCCGGCUGGACAAGGGAGUUGAAACUAGAAGAAAAAUGCCAAUGCCCUCGCAAUCUGUAGGUAAUAUAGCUCUGUCACUUGCUCUCUCUGCUUGAUGCUUGAGUUGAUGAGCUUUAUGCGAUUCAUUGAAAUGCAUCUUUGGGUCCUUUCUUGCUUGCAUCCGAUGAAAAUCUCUGUUUUGUUUUGUCUAUGUGCACGUAUGUAUCUGUUUAUUGUGUUAGAAUUUGCUGCUGUCUUCCUGCUGUUCUGUUUUCUUGUAGGUUGUUUUUCUAAUCCGUUGGUGCUACCUGAAGCUUUUAGUGUGCAUUUUCUAGUAGACACUAUGAAAGCUUUCAACGCUUUUCACUUUGCCUGACAGACAUGAAUCCGUGCUAUUCUGUGCCUUCCUGCAACUUUUGUGCAUAUAUAUAUAAUAUAUAGCUAACGAAUGACAUCUUUUACGCUUAAUUUGGCUGUAUUUGCUCUCUGGGUAUUGCUGCCGAGUUUAUGCUUACCAAACUUUCAUCGGUAUCAUGUGUCUGUCAUCUGUAAAUUCCAUCUUACAUAUGUGUAGAAGCUGGAAAACAGUUUUGUAAAAGUGUCUAUGUUUAGUUGCCAGUGUUUGUGCUGUGAUUAGGUUUUUUUCCCUAACUCUUGUAGAGGUUAAGAAAAUUCUUCAAACACAAAAAUCUUUAUUCA